AUAAUCCCAGCACAGUUCAUAAUGGCCAGUAUGCAGGGAUUAGCCACAGCAACCUUGUGUGCAAAAUAACAUUACUUUUGAUUGCAUUCUCUUUCUCAGUACAAAAUCUCUCCGUUUAUGAAUUAGGAUUAGAUCCGAUCUUGCUGGGUAUGCGAGCAGUGUUGGCUAUAGGUGUCUUUUUAAUGCCGUUAUUUAGCUUGUGUUCUAUUUAGGAGCUGACAUUUAUCUACGGAGAUUGUGUAGAGCCGUGUGACAGCCGUCUGGCCUCUCCAACUAUACACAGAUACCAAAAUAGGAGUCUAAAUGGAGGAGCCAUCUGUCUUCUCCGUCAGAAAGAGGGAGAGCGCGCGCACGCACGCACGAGAGAGAGACAUGCUGUGGAGCUCAGUCCAUGCAUCACAUCAUGCUUUUUAAAUCUCUUUUAAUCUAAGAAGACGAUCCGUGUCAAUUCACUAGUCCACUUCAGUUACGUCGAAAUCAUGUCGUCCCAGGAUGCAGAAAGUUACACAUAUGAAUUUUGUGAUGAAGCUCAUCCAUCAGAAACCCUGGGAGCUCUUUGGGAGUUCUACGCUUGUGGCCUUUUUGCAGACAUCACGCUCCAGUGUUGUUCAGGACAGACAUUUCACUGCCACAAGGCCUUGCUUUCGGCUCGUAGUGCGUACUUUAAAGUCAUGUUCACCUCGGAUAUGAGAGAACGUUCGAAUGUCGUCAUCAACCUGGCUGGCAUAGAUGGAGAGAUUCUGAGCGCUUUGGUCAACUACGUCUAUACGUCCAAAUUGAGCAUCACCCAAGCUAAUGUGCAAAGCCUCCUGGAAGCAGCUGACCUUCUUCAGUUCAGCUCAGUAAAGGCGGCAUGUGAAGAAUUCAUGAUGCGGUUCUUGGAUGUUGAUAAUUGCCUCGGGAUGCAUGCUUUUGGCGAGUUUCAUGUCUGCCCCAUGCUGGAGCGUGAAGCACUGAGGAUUAUACUUAGCAGAUUUGAAGAGCUAAUAUGUCAAGAAGAGUUUUGGGGACUUGACUUCAAAAAGCUUGUUACUAUUCUGUCUGCCGAGAAUGUUAACGUCCGGAAGGAGGAGACUCUUUUAGACGCAGUUGUGAAGUGGGUGACUUUUGACCUAGAUUCUCGUAAAGGAAACAUUCUGGAUCUACUGCACUGCAUUCAGCUUGAGGUGGAUGACAUGUACCUCAUGACGGCUUUGGACUUGCACAGAAAAUGUAAUGAACACAAGAUACGAGCUAUCAUCAAGCAGUCUAUGAAACCAAGUGGAACUUAUGCAACUAGUAAGAAUCUCACAUCAAGAAUGUACAUCAUAGGUGGAUAUUACUGGCACCCGUUGUCAGAAAUUCACAUAUGGGACCCUAUUUUCAACACGUGGGUCCAAGGGAAAGACAUGCCUGACUACACAAGAGAGAGUUAUAGUGUUUCACUCCUGGGUUCUAACAUCUACGUGACAGGAGGAUACAGGACAGAGACAGUGGAUGCACUGGAUACAGUUUGGAUUUACAACUUUGACUCAGAAGAGUGGACAGAGGGAUGCUCUAUGAUCACUGCUAGAUAUUACCACUGCUCUGUACCUUUACAUGGAUGUAUAUACGCCAUUGGCGGGUAUACAGGAGGUGCCCCAACUCAGGAGACUGAAUAUUAUGAUCCAUUAAAAAAGAAAUGGUUUCCUGUGGCAGAUAUGAUACAAGGUGUUGGAAAUGCUACUGCAUGUGUGGUGCAAGACAGAAUCUAUGUGACCGGAGGUCAUUAUGGAUACAGAGGGAGCUGCACGUAUGAGAAAGUACAAACUUACAGAGCCGACAUCAAUGAGUGGAGCAUUACAACAAUAAGUCCACAUCCAGAGUAUGGACUUUGCUCAGUGUCCCUGAACAACAAGCUUUACUUGGUAGGUGGUCAGAGCACCAUCACAGACUGCUACGACCCAGAGAGGGAUGAAUGGACGCAGAUAGCCAUGAUGAAGGAGAGAAGAAUGGAGUGUGGAGCUGCAGUAAUAAACGGCUGCAUCUACGUGACUGGUGGCUAUUCCUACUCCAAGGGCACAUACUUGGAGAGUAUAGAGCGAUACGACCCUGAACUGGACAGUUGGGAGAUAAUAGGGAACCUACCUAGUGCGACUCGCUCACAUGGCUGUAUCAGUGUGUUCUGUCUAUAGAGUUAUUGCUCAUGCCUUUAUGCCUAUGUUUAUUACAUUUAUAUUCAUGAUCCAUUUAAAAAAAAUUCUAUCAUGUAUGACUGGAAGUCAUAUUUGCAUAGUUUGUACUAAUUUUAUAUCAAAUGAGACAAUACAUGAGAUUGAAAAUUACAAUUUUUUAAAGAGAUGCAACAGAUAGAAAAAACACUAGUGUUGUCAGAUAUACAUUCCUACAAAAACUGACAUGCUUACCAGGAAAAGAAAAUUUGUCUGUUAGUUCUGCUGUUGAAAAUCUGAAAACAGAUUUAGACCUAAAAACCUGCUUUAGAAACCAUAAACUUAAUGACCCUAUAAUUCCUAACUCACUUAUAUUUUCCAAAAUAAUAAGUUUAAACCUAAGUGUGCCUAAGAGAUGUCCUUUACACCGGAUAAAAAUAAUUUGGUAUUCACUGACCCAAUAUAUUACUACUGUGAGUAAGGCAAGACCUGAGCAUUGUAAAAACACUUACAGAAUGAUGUUAAAAAUUAUUGAACAUUUUGCUUGAUCCUUUGGAAAUUAUUACCUUUUCCUGUGAAACUUGAGAUCAAGUGCCUGUACACAUAUUAACUGAGACUAUGUGAUUAUUUAAUGACUUCUUGUUUACAAAUCAUUUCACACA
This is a messenger RNA of Hemibagrus wyckioides, 2791 nucleotides long. It is a transcript of the gene klhl23, whose product is annotated as kelch-like family member 23. The transcript has 4 exons. The record is from RefSeq and is a predicted model, not a curated record. Gene Ontology annotation, molecular function: protein binding. Bases 480 to 2153 code for a protein of 557 amino acids. NCBI's taxonomy places the organism in Eukaryota, Metazoa, Chordata, Actinopteri, Siluriformes, Bagridae.